Oryza brachyantha (malo sina) is the source of this 1036-nucleotide messenger RNA. Its product is annotated as protein TIC 22-like, chloroplastic. NCBI's taxonomy places the organism in Eukaryota, Viridiplantae, Streptophyta, Magnoliopsida, Poales, Poaceae. The transcript has 7 exons. The record is from RefSeq and is a predicted model, not a curated record. Gene Ontology annotation, biological process: protein transport. The coding region runs from base 76 to 948 and encodes 290 amino acids. Gene Ontology annotation, cellular component: chloroplast.
CCGAAAACUCUCCCCAAACCCCUCCUCCUCGCCGCCGUCUUCCCCGCCGGCCGCCGCUCGCCACCGCCCACCGCCAUGCCUUCCCAUUUCCAACUCCCAUGGCUACCCAAGAACCCCAACUCCCCCACCACCACCACGACCACGAACCCGAGCCCUACAAUCCCCAACCCCUUCCUCCCCAUCCAGGCAGGCCUCACCUCCUUCCUCUCCUCCCUCCCGCUCCCGCGCGCGGCCGCCCCGCCGCCGUGGGCCCGCAUCUCCUCCCCCGCCUCGGUGUCGGUGGCCUCGGCUCUCCCCGUCGCGGAGAUCGAGGAGCGGCUCGCGGGGGUCCCCGUCUACGCGCUCGCUAACUCCUCGCAGGAGUUCGUGCUCGUGUCGUCCGCGCGCGAGGGAGGGGAAGGGGGGCGUCGUGCCCCGGCCACGGUGCCGCCGCCGGCGCUCGGGCUCCUGUGCUUCCGGAGGCAGGACGCCGACGCCCUCCUGGCGCAGAUGGACGGGGACAUGGCGGCCGGCUCCACCGUCGUGCCCGUCGCUCUAAACAAGGUUAUCCAACUUAAGUCUGAUGGUGUGGCAUUUAGAUUUGUUCCUGAUUCUUCUCAGGUGGCUAAUGCAAUGAAGUUACUGGAAGAUGAAGGGCAGAAUGUGAACGAUGGAUUCCCAGGGGUUCCUGUUUUUCAGUCAAGGAGCUUGGUGCUGAUGAGUGAUAACAAGAGAUAUCGUCCAGUUUUCUUCAGAAAGGAGGACUUGGAUAACUCACUACAUCGAGCCUCUCGUGACCAGCAAAAGCCUAACCCUGCUGUAAAGAUGGGUGACAUUCAGGUUUCUUCUUUGGAGAAUAUCAUCAAGUCCAUGAAGGAUAGCUCCUCUUCAAAUUGGGAUGAUGCUGUUUUUAUUCCACCAGGAUUUGAUUUAGCUACUAGUUCAAAGCAGUCAAAUCGCAACAAGUAGAUCUUUAUUUAUAUAGCUGCUUAAGUGCUCUUGUUAUGAAAAAUGCUUACAUGAACAUAUUGAAAGAAAUAGAGUACAUGUUCAUACC